GCUCAAGUGCAGACAGGUCAACCUGGCUGUUUGCCGGGUGUGUGACGAAACGUCAAUCUUUGGCAGCAUAAGUUUGCCACAUCACUUACAUCACUUCUGCUGUUUCUUUCAGAGGAAGCACUUGACAUCAAUUGACUCAUCACGUGUCGGCACAUCUAGAUUUCUCGCCUGCAUUUCUGUCCCUUUCCAGCCCACUGGACUCUCAUAAGAAGCAGGACUCAUGUCAAAGACCAUGAGUCUUACAAAGAGUCAGUCCAUGCCCGCUCUGAAGCAAGCUCAGUCCGCGGACAUCAAGAGACGGAUCCUGGCCUCAGUGGAUAGGUAUCCAGGCCUCAAAGAUUCAGGUGCCUAUGUCGCUGCGCGAGUAGAUAAAGCACGGGAAAAAGAUCGACUGGCUGAAAAGGAGUAUUGGGCACAUCUCAAAAAGUUCAAGGAAGACGUCCAGUCCGUUUUCAAGUUGCCCAAAGACAGCUACGCUGGCAAGAGGAGUGUGCAGGAGGAGAUCAACGAGAAGGUCGAGAAGGGCCAACGAGCUUUGCAGGAGACGGACGAGAAGUAUCAGAAUUGGCUCAAGGAGAUGGAGGAGCGACAGCAAGAACGGAUUCAAGAAAAGUUGCAGCAAAGGCGAAAUGAGAUCGAUGAUUUGAACAACAGAAAACUGGAGAUGCAGGCUUCACUUCAAAAGGAGCUUGAAAACAAGGCUGCCGGAUUCAAGGAGAAGGAGAAGGAAUAUUGGAACUGGCUGGCCGAUGCAAAACAGGCGGUGGCUGCUCGGCCAGGGGUGGCACCUCUCUACAAGUUCGAUGGGAAGAGUGUCGAGGAAUUGGUGUCCGAGAAGAAGGCUGCGUUACACAAGGAGGUCUCUGCCAGGGAGCAGGAGUACCGAAUCUGGCUAGACUCUGUCAGCAAGCCGAAGUUCACGUUGCCAUCCCAGGCCGUGAACACUCCGGCGCAAAGAGCAUUGAUCGUUCAGGAAAAUGUGAGAAAGGGCUUGGAAAAGCUAAACGAAAAGACAGCGGAGUAUCAAAAAUGGCUCAAGGAAAUGGAGCAGCAAAAGCACGAAGCCAUGAUGGAGAAGGUGAAAGCAAAGCUGAAUGCUGACCGUGAAGAUAUUGAGCGAAGAGAGAAGGCUAUGAAUGCCCUUGAGGAAAAGAUGGCAGCAGUGAAAGCAGAAGAGGAGAGGCGAGCGAAGCUUUCGAGAGAGGAGGUGUUGCAAAUGUACCGCAAGGUUCACAACAAGCCUUUGCUGAUCGAACAAGCGUACGACUAUGGCAGGGUAUUCAAGAAAGCUCAUGAUUUGGAGUGCCGGGCAGCGAGGUUCACUCUAUGGAAGGGUAGCAGAUAGGCAAAUCUGUGCACCUGAUGCAUCCUGCCUCGGAGUUAGGUAGUUCAAGAUGCCGUGUACCAUACAGGGGCACAUUGCUUUCAUGCUUUAUGUUGUGGACGUUCCAGUCUUACAAGGAUCC
This is a messenger RNA of Durusdinium trenchii, 1466 nucleotides long. The record is from the annotation of a GenBank genome assembly. NCBI's taxonomy places the organism in Eukaryota, Dinophyceae, Suessiales, Symbiodiniaceae.